Messenger RNA from Cicer arietinum (chickpea), 1536 nucleotides. RefSeq names its product protein FAR-RED-ELONGATED HYPOCOTYL 1-LIKE. Gene Ontology annotation, cellular component: nuclear speck; cytoplasm. The record is from RefSeq and is a predicted model, not a curated record. NCBI's taxonomy places the organism in Eukaryota, Viridiplantae, Streptophyta, Magnoliopsida, Fabales, Fabaceae. Gene Ontology annotation, molecular function: nuclear import signal receptor activity. Gene Ontology annotation, biological process: maintenance of protein location in nucleus; response to red or far red light.
AGGAAAUUGUUGUGUACUCCCUUUUACUCGUAUGAUGAGAUAGAAGGAGUAAAUGAGAUGAAGACAAAGGAAACUGUGGGUCAUAAAUUCUCGGAUAUUCUCAGCAUAGGCAUCCUUAAAGUUUUAACCUUUUCUUUCCACUUUCUAAAAUCUCUUUCUCUCACCCCCCAUAAGCUUCUUUCUCUAUUCUUUGUUUUUUACAUAUGGAGAUUCAACAAACCAACCAAAUCCCUUCUCAACUUAACAGAUUCAAGGUGGAUGAAAUGCAUGACAUUAACAUUAUCGAAUGGAACAAGAAAAGAAAAUUACAUGGUUAUCAGUUGGAUUUGCUUAGACCGAAAAAUAAAUGCCGGGUUGAGAAUGUUUCUUCUGAAGGUGCAUCGAUGUUGAAUGAAAGUUCAAUUUUAGAGAGUGCGGACAACCACACGGUUAAUAGCAGAGUCGAUGCUUCAUCCGCUGAAGAUAGAUCCGAACCCGAAUCUGCCAAAGACAGCAAUAGUUUCAUUGAAGAUUCUGAUACUUCCAUGUCUGUAAAUGAGGAAGCCAAACCUGAUGCAGAUUGUGCAAAUGCAUACCUCUGUGUUAAUAGGUUGAGCUAUAGUGAAGAGGAAACAUUUAUUGAUAGAAAAUACAAUCCAUCCUACGAUGAUCUCGAUACACAAGCUUUGGAGAAUCCUGAGGAGCGUCUUCUUCGAUUAGGAACCCUUUCAGAUCAUGUAUAUUCGGAGUAUGAUAAAGACAACAUUGAUCAAUCUGUAGAUAAGGAAUUUGAAGAUUUUCUUUGUUCGAAUGGAGUGAAUCCUGACACAUAUGUUCUUUCGUCUGGAAGAUGGGAUGUAAACCAAGAAGCUCAAUCAAGCACAAGACCACCGACAAUCGAUCAAGAAUUUGAGGAGUAUUUUUCCGCACUUAUGCUCUAGCAGAAAUUAUAAAAGAGUAGUAGAUCUAUGUAUAGUUCUGAGAAUAGAUGUUGUGUGCAUUACUCGAAUGACGAUUUGCAAGAAUGGUUAUCCUGAUUACUCUAUAACCUCUUCAGAAGGUAAUACAAAUAUUUCUUCUUUCGCAUCAUCGGUGUUACCUUUUACCUGAUUGAGAAGAGGAAGAAACCAACUAACCUGAACAACGGCUGCAUACAGUCUUGACGUGUUAGGGAUCGAAAAAAUAAGGAUAAAAAAGAGGACAUGCAACCUUUGAAUGAAUUCCUGCAAGAGAAAUUGAGACCUUUUUGUCGUUGGGGACUUGAAUAAGCGAAAUUCUCUGAUUAUUAAACCUUAAUUUACUCCUGCGGUGCCAUAUUUGCAAAGUAAAAUUUGCAAUAGCAGCUAGAACAAUAUACUGCAAUUAGGAACUCCAUGAGUUGUUGAGUUUCUCCAAACUAGUCUGUCCUCAUAGUUAGUGUUAUUUUUCUUGUGUUUUGGACAUUGAGUAGAGCAAAUAACAUAGUAAUUUAAAGAUGCAGGUGAAACUGUUCUUGAUACUAAUUCUAAUACUAUUCAAUGUGAUGAUUUGAAAAUGAAGCCACCUUACAUUUAUAUA